This is a messenger RNA of Polyodon spathula (Mississippi paddlefish), 982 nucleotides long. It is a transcript of the gene mrps34, whose product is annotated as mitochondrial ribosomal protein S34. Gene Ontology annotation, biological process: mitochondrial translation. The record is from RefSeq and is a predicted model, not a curated record. NCBI's taxonomy places the organism in Eukaryota, Metazoa, Chordata, Actinopteri, Acipenseriformes, Polyodontidae. Gene Ontology annotation, molecular function: structural constituent of ribosome. Gene Ontology annotation, cellular component: mitochondrion; mitochondrial small ribosomal subunit. Bases 92 to 745 code for a protein of 217 amino acids. The transcript is spliced from 4 exons.
CUGCUUGUUGGCGGAAGGAAUAAUCCCAGGUCCGUUCCCAGGGGGUCACGUGUGAAGCUGACUUGAGGUCAAUAUUGAAACAGAGUGGAGAAUGGCCCCUAAGAAGCGUGUGCGGCAGAUCGCAGAGAUGGCCAGGAAGAUUCGGCAGUACCGUGCCCAAAAGGAGCGCCCGCGGGACUGCCAGCGCUACGCCCUGGACUACAACACCAUGACCCGACCGUUUACUGGGAAGCAGCUACCUGUGCUGGCCUGGGAGGACGUGCGCCGGGAGAGCCGUCUGUUCUCUCUGCUCAGCGGGAUGCGCCUGUUCGGUAUCGGCCGCCUCUUCACUAGGAAGUCGUGGCUCUGUGAGCACCAGGAGCCCUGCUACUGGACAGUCACCAAGGUCAGGGUAGACUACACUGCCGAGAAUAUGGACCAUGGAAAAGCUUGGGGUGUCCUGACGUUUAAAGGGAAGACAGAAAAAGAGGUGAAGGAGAUAGACAAGGCCAUGUACCACGACUGGCGUCUGGUUCCUCGACACGAGGAGGAAGAUUUUAAGAACUUCACCCCUGUGCCUGAGACAGGUGUGCGCUACGUGCCCUACCCACCCCUCCUCCGCGCCAUGAUCCUGGCACAGACUCACAAAGAGGGCAUGCCUGUGGGCCAGGAGCCUGCCAUUGACCUCCAGAGGAAUGGGCACUUUCCAAAGGACUAUUUCAAACGGAUGGAUGCCAAUCAGCAGGCAGAAGGGACCCCGGUAUGAGUGAUUUGGAAACUGGGAUCCCUGCUGAGAGAACAGAGUGCUGUGCAUCACGCCACAUGUUGCCGAAUGCACAGGGAAUGCAAUGCAAAAUGGGUUAAAUUCUAGUUCUGUGCAAAUUGAUAGAAACAGUCAUGUUAAGUUUGUUUUCCCCUUUAGUAAAUGUGUACCUACUGUAACUUUUAAUUCCAUAAAAUAAAAUUGACCAUUACUGAAGUAAAGCAAAUAACAUAAAAUUUA